AUGGACUUCCUUAAAUCCGCGAUCGGCUCCGCCAUUGCGAAAGGUGGUGGUCUUCCCUUCUCCCUGGGCGACAAAGUGGACAUUGGCGACUCUGUUUGGAGCCUGCACAACGCCACCAAAAGGGAUGACGGCUCUGAUUGUAGCGUCUUUGUCUUCCAUAUCGAUGCCAACCGAUCGCGACUGCCCCUAGCUAAAAAUGCUAUGCACAAGUCCCGGACUUUGCGCCACCCGGGUGUGAUCAAGGUCUUGGAUACUAUCGAGAAUGAGCAAUACCUGUACAUCAUCACGGAGCGACUUGUGCCUUUGAGCUGGCCGGUCAAGAGACGAAGCUUGAGCGAGGAAACAGCCAAAUGGGGACUAUACACCGUGGCGAGCACCAUCAAUUUUAUCAACGCCCACGCUUCUUCUGUCCAUGGAGUUGUGCGUGCAUCCUCGGUGUUUAUCAGUCAGAGUGGUGAAUGGAAGCUUGGAGGCUUCGACAUCUUGAGCUCCAUGAAGGAGGACGAUGCAAUUAUUUACACCUACGGUAGCAUUGUGCCUGAUGCCGCUCGCUACACCCCUCCAGAGGUCGUCAAAGGCGGCUGGGAGGUCAUUAAACAAAACCCCCUGGCAGCUGUCGAUGCUUAUGGUUUGGCUAUUCUCAUAUUUGAGGUAUUCAACGGCAGCUUUUCAGGCGGCGAUCAAGUCGGCAGGACGACAAACAUUCCUACGAGCAUGCACCAAAGCUACAAGCGACUUUGCACCGCAAACCCAAAGUUCAGAUUGAGCCCUGGCCAUUUCGUUGAACAGGGAAAGAAACAUGGGGGUUUCUUCCAAACUCCACUCAUUCGGAUGACCGAGGAUAUUGAUAAACUGGGGCUCAUGGAUGAAGCUGAGCGGGAAAAUUUCAUUAAUGAACUUGAUCAACUGCCAGAAGAGUUUCCAGAGGAUUUCUUCAAGAUGAGAGUCCUCCCAGAGCUGCUCAAGAGUGUCGAGUUCGGCGGUGGCGGCCCCAAAGUUCUGAGUGCAACUUUGAAGAUUGGCGCGAAGCUCUCAGCAGAAGAGUUCAACGCGAAGAUGACCCCCGUUAUCGUGCGUCUGUUCGGCAACCCUGACCGUGCGUUGCGGGUCUGUCUCCUGGACAACUUGCCCUUGAUGAUCGAUAGCCUUCCUAAGAAGAUCGUCAGCGAUAAAAUCUUCCCUCAAAUGACUUCUGGUUUCACCGACCUCGCCCCGGUGGUGCGGGAGCAGACCGUGAAAGCCGUCGUUCCUAUCAUCACCAAACUGAGUGAUAGGGUUAUUAAUGGAGAGCUGCUGAAACUUCUGGCGCGCACCGCUAGGGAUGAACAACCUGGUAUUCGGACCAAUACCGCAAUCUGCCUUGGUCGAAUUGCCAAGAAUCUAGGAGCAGGUGAUCGCGCCAAGGUGCUCAUCGCAGCCUUCACCAGAUCCAUGAAAGAUCCAUUUGAGCACGCCCGAGCUGCAGGACUCUUAGCGUUCUCUGCUACGAUCGACAUAUACAAGGACGAUGAUUGCGCCCAAAGGAUCCUACCAGCAAUCUGUCCUUUGCUCAUGGAUACUGAAAAGUUGAUCCGUGACCAAGCCAAUAAGACGUUUGAUGUGUAUCUCAGGCGCAUUCGGAAGUCCGCUGCCACUAUGCCGGACACCGUGAUACCCCCCAGUGCACGGGCAGAAGCCCCCAGCCGACCCGAGCCUCGAGCCGGAGCAGCAGGCGAACACUCCUGGGCCGGAUGGGCCAUUUCCUCCUUCACCAACAAAAUCGCAACCGCCAGUGGAGCCAUUGAGCCCACGGCCACCAGCGCACAGCCGGCAGAUGUCGAGACUGCCCGCCCUGCCUCAGCUCCUCGCCCCACCCAACCAUCUACAUCUACAACCACCGAGCUACACAAACAAGCUCUCAGCCCCACCGCCCAGCCCUUGAACCGGUCGCACUCGGAUCGCCCCCCUCUGGUGCCUUACCACGACGAUCCAGAGGAGGAUGCCGACGACGUCUUUGAGGCCUGGGGUGCCAUGGACGACGACGAGGCAGAGCCCGACCCGUUCACGGCAACAACCGCCUCCCCCGCUCUUUCAUCGAGCAAAGCCGGGGCGGUGCCCUUCGACGACGGCGGCGAGCCGGACUUCGCAGGCUGGUUAGCCGCGAAGUCCGGCGCCGCGAAGAAACCCUUGCCAAAGGGGUUGAGCAAGGCCGCGUCUACCAACACGGUGGCCACGCGCUCGUCGGUGGCUUCGGCCAAGCCGCGGGCGGUUGUCGUUCCCAAGAAGAUCGACACCAAGCCCAAGGAGGAGCCGGAGGACGACUGGGGUGACGCGUGGGACUAA
This is a messenger RNA of Penicillium olsonii, 2322 nucleotides long. NCBI's taxonomy places the organism in Eukaryota, Fungi, Ascomycota, Eurotiomycetes, Eurotiales, Aspergillaceae. The record is from the annotation of a GenBank genome assembly.